Messenger RNA from Populus trichocarpa (black cottonwood), 1523 nucleotides. Its product is annotated as heterogeneous nuclear ribonucleoprotein 1. Gene Ontology annotation, cellular component: nucleoplasm. The record is from RefSeq and is a predicted model, not a curated record. Gene Ontology annotation, molecular function: RNA binding. Bases 160 to 1281 code for a protein of 373 amino acids. Gene Ontology annotation, biological process: regulation of gene expression. Lineage: Eukaryota; Viridiplantae; Streptophyta; Magnoliopsida; Malpighiales; Salicaceae. The transcript is spliced from 6 exons.
GAUAAGAAUAAAAUAAUACUCUCAAGUCUGAAACAAUAAACCCAAUCCACCCAUCCAUCUAGGGCUCCCUUUCUUGCAUUUCUUCUCCUUCUUUGCCUUUUUUUGGGGAAAAAAAAAAUAAAACAAGAAGAGAAGCCAUUGUUGAAGCUUGAAGCAGCAAUGGACCCACACCACAACGAACCCAUUCACGACGGUGAACCUAACGACGUUAAAUCCACCCACAUCCCAAAAGAUGACAAGCCUCAACCCCUCUCUGGAGAUGGAGCUAGCCCCGGAAAAAUUUUCAUUGGAGGUUUAGCAAGAGAGACUACUACUGCACAAUUCAUCAAACAUUUUGGUAAAUACGGUGAAAUUACGGAUUCCGUGAUAAUGAAGGACCGGAAGACAGGGCAGCCCCGUGGAUUUGGCUUUGUGACCUAUGCAGAUCCAUCUGUUGUUGAUCAAGUCAUUCAGGAUACUCAUAUUAUCAAUGGCAAACAAGUUGAAAUCAAGCGAACAAUACCAAAGGGAGUGGUUGGGUCUAAGGAUUUUAGGACCAGAAAGAUUUUUGUUGGUGGAAUACCUGCGGUUGUGACUGAAGAUGAGUUCAAUGAAUUCUUUACACAAUUCGGAGAGGUUACAGAACAUCAGAUCAUGCGGGACCACUCCACCAAUCGUUCUCGUGGGUUUGGAUUUAUUACAUUUGAUACAGAGCAGGCAGUUGAUGAUCUGUUGGCCAGGGGAAAUAAACUCGAGCUGGCUGGAACUCAGGUGGAGAUCAAGAAGGCUGAGCCAAAGAAGGCAAACCCGCCUCCACCUCCAUCAAAGCGUUAUAAUGAUUCAAGGCCUGCGUUUCGUGGUGGGUUUGAUGAUGCUUAUGGUGGAUUUGGAGGCAGUGGAUUUGGUAGCGUUGGUGGUGGUUAUAGGUCUGGAGGGGCCUACGGAAGUAGAGCUGGUGCUUAUAGUGGAUAUGGUGGAGGUGAAUUUGGUGGCUAUGGAGGAUACGGAGUUGGGGGUAUUGGUGCUUACAGGGGAGAGCCUUCCUUGGGAUAUACUGGUCGUUAUGGAGGACUGUACAGCAGAGGUUAUGAUUUAGGUGGUGGGGGUUAUGGUGGCCCUGGUGAGAAUUAUGGCGGAUAUGGUGGUGGCAGUGGUGGUGGUGGUUCUGCCAGCGGCUAUGGAGGUAGCUAUGACACUGGUCUUGGAGGUGGCUAUGGAGGUAAUGGUGGAGGUUCCAUGUAUGGAAGCAGAGUGGGAUAUGGUGGUGCUGGGAGUGGUAGGUAUCAUCCUUAUGGGAGAUAGGAGGCUUCUAAAAUGAAAAUUUUUUCGGAACACUGGUGGGCAAUGAGGUUAUUUUCAAUUGCAUUAGCUUGACCUCUAGAUUGUUUUACUUUGUUAGGGAGGGGCUUCGUAUUUUUCCACCAGAUGUCCAAUUCAUCUAUUUUUCGCAUCUUGUUUACCUGUACUAGGAAUCUAAGAGACUGACUUUAUAUUUUGUUCAUUUAUGUUAUAAUGGACAUCCAUAAGUUAUAAAUUGUGAAGAA